CGCCCCGUUGCCAACCCUACCUGUUCACCUUCUUGGCCUCGGCCUCGGCCUCCAUUAGUGCAAAAAAAAAAAAAAGUACACAAGCCUCAAUAAAUAAAUAAAAAAACAAGUACACAAGCUCAGUAUGCAGUAAAGUCAAUUACGAACUAGGGUUAAUUACAUAAAUCCCACCAAACUGCGUUCUCAUUCUUCUGUUGCUCGCGAAUCGCCUUGCCUCCAGAUUCCGUCGGCGCUGAGUUCUCUGGAUAGCAUGCUUCUGUUCGGUUAAGUUUUCGGUGAACUUGCUUAGUUUAGGGUUUCAAUUAAAUGGAGGGCUGCCGUGCUACAGCUAGUUCUCUGGCCAUUAAGCCGAUAAACAAAGGCGUAGUUCAUAGGAUCUGCGCGGGGCAAGUAAUUUUGGACCUUUCGUCUGCUGUGAAGGAACUAGUAGAGAAUAGCUUGGACGCCGGCGCUACUAGCAUCGAGAUCUGUCUCAAAGAAUACGGCGAAGAGCGGUUUCAGGUCAUCGACAACGGAUGCGGUAUCUCUCCGGACAACUACAAGGUUAUCGCACUUAAGCAUCACACUUCAAAGAUGACCAAUUUCACGGAUCUUCAAUCUCUGACAACAUAUGGUUUCAGAGGGGAGGCGAUCAGCUCUCUGUGCGCGUUAGCAGAUGUUACCAUUGAGACCCGAACCAAGAAUGAGACUAUAGCAGCUCAUCUUAGUUUCGAUCAUUCCGGUGUACUGAUUGGUGAAAGGAAAACAGCGAGGCAGGUUGGGACCACCGUGACGGUUACGAAGCUGUUUUCCAAUUUACCAGUGAGAAGCAAGGAAUUCAAGCGAAACAUACGCAAGGAAUAUGGGAAGCUUAUUUCUUUGCUGAAUGUAAGCGUUUCCUUCUUCCUCGUAUGUUCUUUUGCUUCCCCCAGUGUCUUUUGCUAUUCUCCUCUCUGGCUCUGCUGAUGGUCUGGGAUGCAUCUAGUUAUAAGCCCACUUUCGUAUCCAGAAAGCGUUCAUCGUUUGUGAACAUGCAUAUGCACUUAUUGCUAAGGGCGUUCGAUUUGUUUGUAGCAAUACAACUGGCAAAAAUGCAAAGUCCGUGGUACUGAAAACGCAGGGAAGUGAUUCAUGGAAGGACAAUAUUACAACUGUUCUUGGUGUGAAAAUAUUCUGCUGCUUACAGCCCGUGAAUAUCGAUAUGCCAGAUGGCUGCAAGGUUGAUGGCUUCGUUUCUAAACCUGGACAGGGGAGUGGUCGUAAUUUGGGAGAUAGGCAGUACAUUUUCGUAAAUAGCCGUCCAGUUGAUAUACCUAAGGUCAACAAACUUGUCAAUGAGUUAUACAAGGCUGCGAACUCCAAGCAAUAUCCUAUUGUGAUUAUGAAUUUCAGUCUGCCAACCAAAGAAUGCGAUGUCAAUGUCACUCCUGAUAAAAGAAAAGUAUUCCUUUCUGCUGAGACCUCCAUCCUGCUCGCUCUCAGGGAGGGUUUGAAUCAAAUUUAUUCCCCUACUAGUGCCUGUUAUACUGUCAAUAACUUUGGGGAUAACACCAAGGUACCAGAUAGCAUUAAGUUGUCUUGUUCCGAGAGAAAGCCUCCGUUCCUGGAAAAUCAAGGGUCUUCUGCAGAUCACACAGGCAACAUGGAGAUUCAUGUGGAUGGGCAUGGGACAGAGGGAAGUAGUCCUCUUGAUGGCGUCGAAACUGAACCUGGGCCAUACGAUAUCAGCAAAAGAUUGAUUGGUAGUGUUGAUGAGGAGUUUGCAAUGAAGGGAUACUCUCUCGGAAUGCAUCGGCUUAAGAACAUUGAUUUGUCAAGUAAGAGUACAAAAGACACAAGCCGCCUCAAUGUUGAGAUGAAUCAAAAUUCUUCAUCAGCCAGUGGAGUUAUUGAGAAAGCUUUUCACAAUAAAGAUUGCAGUGUUCCUCUAUCCACUGUCCAAUCAACACUAAAUAAGUUUGUAACGGUAAAUAAGAGAAAGUAUGAAGAUAUUUGUCCAGCAGUAUCCGAAGUUCCUCUUCUAAGGGAACAAAUUGGUCAGUCUACUACGAAGAAAGGAAAUUCUGGUAUCUGCGGGAAAGAUAAAUGCCUCUGUCUUAGUCAUUCCCAAAGUGGUUGUUCUGAUAAAUUGAGCGAGAACGAGACAUCCAAGAACCUCACAGCUGUUAAGUUGAGUGAUACGUUACUGUUCGGAAGAUCUGCAAGUGAUGAUAAAGGGAGAAAGGAUGCUGGAGUUGAAGGGAACACAUUAUUUACUGUGGAAGCUUCUGGGGGAGUUUCAAAUGCGAUGGUUGAUACUCCAGUGCUCCCCUCUUCAAACAAGAAAUGUUCCACGGUGCGUUUUAGUUUUCAAGAUAUGAAAGCAAAGAGGAAGCAGAUACUUUCAAGAUUGAAGUCCCACAGCUGUGCUACCGACAGCUAUAAGAUUAAAAGUCACCGGAGCUAUGCUGCUGCCACGUUGGAGGUUUCUCAGUGUGAUGACGAGGAGCGUAAAUCUAAAGCUUUGGCGGCUGCAACCACUGAGUUGGACAGACUUUUCAAGAAAGAUGAUUUUGGCAGAAUGAAGGUGGAUCUGGUUUCCUAUUUUAGCUCGAACUGCACCCUUAGCUAAUUUAAUACCAACGUCAAUCCCAACCUCAUUAAGCUUGGGGAUGUGCCUAUGUAUAGGUGAUUGGACAAUUUAAUCUUGGAUUUAUCAUCGGUAAGUUAGAUCAAGACUUGUUCAUUGUGGACCAGCAUGCUGCCGAUGAGAAGUACAAUUUUGAGCGGCUGUGCCAAUCAACCAUCCUGAACCAACAACCCUUGCUUCGGGCGUUGAGGUUAGAGCUCACUGCAGAGGAGGAAGAAGUCGCAGCAAUGAACAUGGGCAUAAUCAGACCCAGAUGCGCCCCCAGGAUUCCGUUUCCAACUGAAUGCUGUUCCUUUCAGCAAGAACAUAACUUUUGGAGUUGAAGAGUAAAUUGUAGGUAGAUGGCCAAGUCACUUAGGCCAGUAGCUGUAAGUUGCUAUGUUGAGACAAUGGAAUGGACUAGUAUAAAGUAUGGUGAACCUUUUCAACUGCAUGGGGUGAGCAAAACAUGUGCCCUGCGAACAUAUGCUGUCGUGGAAUCCCUAGAGGUGUGAAUGCUAAUUUGGCUUUGUCAACAGAUGUGAAAGACUUGAUUUCUACUCUAGCUGAUAGUGAAGGCUCAGUAAUCAGCAGCUACAAAAUGGACACCAUUGACUCUGUGUGCCCACUCAGAGUAAGGACAAUGUUGGCUUCGCGUGCAUGCCGAUCAUCAGUUAUGAUAGGCGAUCCGCUAGGCAGGAACGAGAUGAGGAAGAUAGUGGAGCAUUUGGCGGGUCUAAAAUCGCCUUGGAACUGUCCUCAUGGCCGGCCAACCAUGCGCCACCUAGUUGACUUGACAUCUAUCUACCUUAAAUCUCUCAACGCCUUUACUUAAAUUUAUUCUGUAAUAGGGCUGUUACUGUAAAAGCUUCUCUGUCAGUUUCUCUCUACGUGCAAGAUACAUUGAUGGUGACUGUUUUCUUGGUGUUCUGGAUUUGUUUCAAUCCAAUGCUGACUGGUAAAAGAGUUGUAUGGAGAAGCAGAGGGCUUAACAAUCAUUUUGUUAAUUUAUUAGAAGUAAAUAAUUAUUAGCGAAACCUUCCCCGCCUUUUUUCUAUUAGCCAAACAUAUAGAAUUCUGAAUUGCUAUUUAUAGCCCUAGC
Linum tenue is the source of this 3689-nucleotide messenger RNA. The record is from the annotation of a GenBank genome assembly. Lineage: Eukaryota; Viridiplantae; Streptophyta; Magnoliopsida; Malpighiales; Linaceae.